AUGACGAAGACUUCGACGCCACCCGGAUAUACGAGGCCUACUGGGUCACGUGCUCCUUCUGGUCACGCUCAUGCUCACGUGCUCCUUCUGGGCGAGUCUGUGGAUGACCUCCUGAAGAAAAUGCAGACAAAACGGUACCCCAUUCCAAGGAUUGUCGGUGGAACAGCAAAGCUCGUAGGACCAGUAGGAAAGAAAGUCCAAGACCUCGGUCACAAGGAGAAGAGAAAACAAAAGGAAAUCGGAAAGAAAACAAGGCUGCAUGACAUUGCCGCUGAUUUCAGGAAAAAGCAGAAGAUCAAGCAGACGGAGACACCCAGCCGCUACCAGAGUGACAUGGUACCCAUCACUGUCCUCAGGGAAAAAGAGGAAGUUAUAAAAGAACUAAAAAAAGAACUGGCCAAAGAAAGGAGCCACAGUCGGCAGCUGGCUCAGGCCCUGGCCACAAAAAUUGUAGUUGCCGCAGGAGAGAGUAGAGACACAGCCACUACCUCCGAUGAGGGGCUUCCCUUUUAUGAGUCACCAUUCCUUGAGUGGGAGAAUGCACCCUAUCCAAUGAAGGAUGUUCACUGCGGCCCAGUUUCAGUGCCUUCAACUUCUGGCACAGGAUGCCCAUCUACACAGCGUGCGUUGCCUGCUAAAGUACUAGUGGAUCAAGCUCUGGUACCGCCAGUUGACCAAGUACUGGCAAACCAAGUGCCAACAUGUCCUGCUGAGAGAGUGCAGACUGUGCCGACUCCUCCCGCAGCUCUCUUGCCAGUGGCUGACGUCCCGCCAGUCGGUCAACAACAAGGACUUCAGCUGCCAGUGCCUGUUUUGGACAGGGAAGAUCCCACACCACCGGCUUUUUCUGAGGAAGAUGGCAUGGUACACCUCGGUGGCAAGAUAAAGCUUUCGAAGCUAAAGAUUGAUGAUUUAGUAGACAGACUCCCUCCCAAACGAUAUGUGAAAGAUUUGUGCAGGUGUAUUUAUACUCACGAAGAGAUGUGCGCGAGAAGUGUGACCGGUGCCCCCUGCCGGAGUCAGUUGAAGGAUGGGGCAAAGGGGAAGCUGCCGGUAACCCCAAUGAAACUGCUGGCCCUUGCAAAUGGUCUCAUGUACUACGAGGGAGCCAAACCCACCGAAGCUCGGCACACGGGCCCCGAACUUCAGAAGAUUGUGCGGGAGGUUUUAAAGGAGUUCCUGCCCGACAACGCAAGACAAGGCACAAGAAGGAGGGAACCACCGGCACCCAAAGAAUAAAUGUGCAUGCUUGGGUGAAACAGCACACAAGAUUUACACCCAAGCCUCCAUCCUCUCAAUAAAUGUUCCUCGAGGCAUUUAGGCAUAA
This is a messenger RNA of Ixodes scapularis (black-legged tick), 1327 nucleotides long. RefSeq lists its product as uncharacterized. Lineage: Eukaryota; Metazoa; Arthropoda; Arachnida; Ixodida; Ixodidae. The record is from RefSeq and is a predicted model, not a curated record. The transcript has 11 exons. Bases 1 to 1239 code for a protein of 412 amino acids. Gene Ontology annotation, biological process: negative regulation of DNA-templated transcription. Gene Ontology annotation, molecular function: DNA binding.